GGGCGAGUGGCUACUUCUUCUUAUAGGAGUUGUUCAGUUUAACGAACCAGAGACAGGGUCAAGUCUUCUGUUAUUCAUAUCGGAAGCGUGGUUGUGGCGUAUCGACGAGGGCGGAAAAACAACUGAAACUACGGUUUUGGAGGGAAAAUAUCCAUGCAGAUUUUGCUUAUCUUCUCGUCGGAGAAACGGAGUUCGACUAGGGAAGCUUGUACCACGCCCCUGAAUUUAGGAGAGUCUAUAUGGCAGCAUUGAGCCCGGAAUCUUUUUAGAUUUUUGGGUCUCAAUUUGUUCCAUUUGUUUCGUUAAGAUCUCAGUUCAAUGUGGCUUGGGGUAGAACUGGAUCAAGCUUCUUCUCCUCAAUUAUUUGGUGUUAAAUCAUCAUAAGAAUUGAGGUUUCUAUGGUGGAGUCGUCGACGAAUUUCAGGAAUGGAGAACUCAAGGGUUCCAAAAGAGUCUUUUGUUGUAGAUGGUGAUUCUAGAUUCCCUUCCUUUAAAAGCAUGUCUUUUGGCUACAGAGCUUCCGAAAACGAGUCUCUGCCGUCGUGGAAUGGGGAGCUUGGAUUUGGUGGGAACGACCGAAGAUUCACCUUUGCUCGCCAAUCGUCAUUCCAUCAAUCUGCUGAACUUCACACUCCGAUUUCCAUAAUUUCAAAUGGUUCCUUUCAGCCUCUGCUUUCCCCUAGUGUUUCCAGCAUCAAGAUCCCGCCGACCGUUUACCCGCAACUUGAGAAUGACAAUAACUGGAAAGGAUACCAAAAGGCAUCUGAUGGAGAGGGAAAUUUUUCGUCCGAGAAAUUUUCUUUCCUUUUAUUUGUGCUUUCUGCGAUUAGGAUUAUAAGAUAUGGUAACCGGCCUAUGAAGAGACUGUUUAUGAUGAUCUCUCUCAACGUGGCAUAUUCUACUGCUGAAUUAUUUAUAGGCCUUUUCUCUGGACGUGUAGGUUUGGUUUCUGAUGCAUUUCAUUUGACGUUUGGUUGUGGCCUCUUAACAUUUUCAUUGUUUGCAAUGGCCGCCUCCCUGAAGAAGCCUGAUGGUGUCUACACCUAUGGGUACAAAAGGCUAGAAGUUUUGUCUGCUUUUACCAAUGCUCUGUUUCUUUUGUUCAUGUCAUUCUCUUUAGCUGUGGAAGCACUUCAUGCAUUCAUACAAGAUGAAUCUGAGCACACGCAUUAUUUAAUUAUCUCUGCGGUGACAAAUUUAUUGGUGAACCUUCUUGGCGUUUGGUUCUUCCGGAACUAUGCUCGUAUUAAUCUCGUAUACAGAAAAGCUGAAGACAUGAAUUACCACUCUGUAUGUUUACAUGUUCUUGCAGAUUCCAUCCGUAGUGCAGGUUUGAUCCUGGCAUCCUGGCUUUUGACCCUUGGGGUUAAGAAUGCUGAAGUAUUGUGCUUGGGACUGGUUUCAGCUGCAGUGUUUAUGCUUGUCAUGCCUCUAUUUAGAACAACUGGUGGAAUUCUACUCCAGAUGGCCCCACCAAAAAUACCCUCUUCAGCUUUGAGCAAGUGCUGGAGACAAAUUUGCACCCUUGAAGAUGUAUUGGAAGUUUCCCAAGCUCGCUUUUGGGAAUUGGUGCCUGGUCAUGUUGUUGGUUCACUCUCAGUACAGGUGAAGAAAGGACUGGAUGAUCAUCCAAUUCUUAGAUAUGUCCAUGGCUUGUACCAUGACUUGGGUGUGCAGGACCUGACAGUUCAAACUGAUUCUGUCUGAGCAUGUUCUUCCUCUUCGUUCUAUCAGAUUUUUAGAUUAUUUUUUGUGUUGGGGGG
This is a messenger RNA of Telopea speciosissima, 1763 nucleotides long. Its product is annotated as metal tolerance protein C2-like. The record is from RefSeq and is a predicted model, not a curated record. NCBI's taxonomy places the organism in Eukaryota, Viridiplantae, Streptophyta, Magnoliopsida, Proteales, Proteaceae. The coding region runs from base 427 to 1707 and encodes 426 amino acids. Gene Ontology annotation, cellular component: membrane; Golgi apparatus. Gene Ontology annotation, biological process: zinc ion transport; transmembrane transport; intracellular zinc ion homeostasis. Gene Ontology annotation, molecular function: zinc ion transmembrane transporter activity. The transcript is spliced from 10 exons.